CUUGUUGUACGGCGGAUAUUGAUGUGUUCGCAGCGGCUUCCACUGGCGCUGUGUAUAGUUGGUAGUGGUAGUGCCGGAACUGCGGAGUACCUGCGUGAUACCCCUAACCAUCAACAGAGCGGGCGUGUGUUGCGAUUAGCUGCUGUGUGUUGGGCCUUUGUAUACCUGUGUAUAUGUAUCCUGUGAUCAACUAUAAUCCUACUUGUGAAAUUUGAAUUUGAAUACGUCAUAUAAUACAUUAUCAGAAGCAAGGAAAGCCAACUGUCCCGCGAGUCUGUUCAUCCUGUGAUUUUUCCUGUUUUCACGUUUCACUUUUUUGUGUUAACCAAACCUUCGUGUUAUACAUUGAUACUGAGGGGGAAACCAGUUGAUCGCAACGCUGGAUAGGAUUGUCCCCGAGAUAAACAUUGAAGAGAGGGAGUAUUUAACGCCCGAUAUGACACAGGACGCCAUGGAGGAGGAGUAUAAUUCUCAAAAGACUCGCAGGCCCAGCAUGGCGUCUAGUGGCAAUAGCUCCGCCAGCCUUCACUCCAGGGACUCCACCCCAGCCCCUGGCCACAGAGGCAGUCACCUGGGAGCAGGAUCCGCUCCACAUUCAAGAUCCUGUUCGUUCCGAACCAAACAAAGACCACCCAGUAAAGACCUGGAGGUCCAGCCAGCGCCGGUCCGGAGGAACAGCAUGCCCCUGGUCAAGCCGACCCUUCUGGAGGUGCCGGACCGGGAGGCGGGGGACCAGAGUCCCGGGAAAGGGAACAAGUUAACACGAGUUCGAUCGUUUAAAACUACUUCUAAAGGGGUGAUCAACCGGGGGGACUCCUUCAAGAAGAAGAGCACCCACAGUUUGAUGUCCACGGGGGCCGUUGGAGACGGGAACAGGAGCAGGGCUCCCAGUGGGGGCAGGGGACAGGAAACACAAGGUGGUAACCCUGGCGGAUAUUAUAAAGUUAUCACCCUUGGUGGAACAGGUGUUGGGAAAUCUACUCUUUGCAGACAGUUUAUGACGUCAGAGUUCACAGGAUUUGAGGGGCAGGAGGCGGGUAACACAAUGACUGUGACGGUGCAGUUGGACGGAGUUGAGUCAACGCUAGAGUUCUUUGACCCUGUGGAGCGUACAAUAUCAUCCGAACAACUUCAAGUAGAUGCAUACAUCGUUGUGUUCUCCAUCACAGACCACGCCUCCUUUUGUGUAGCCAACUCUAUUGUCAGAUACUUGAGGGUGGACUUCGGGACAGACCGCGCAAUAAUCCUGGUUGCAAACAAAAUAGAUCUCGUACGGAAAAGGAAAGUAUCGGCGGACGAAGCCCGACUGUGUGCAGAGAGUUUCGACUGCAAAUAUGCGGAGACUUCAGCAGCACUGAACCAUCACGUGGACGAGCUGUUAGUGGGAAGUCUCAGUCAAAUCCGUCUCAAGUUGAACAUCAGCACGGUGCUGACUCCCGUCGUCAAGGACAACAAAAAGAAAGAGAAGAAGAAGCAUCACAGUUUUGCCCGGAGCAUCCUUAACAAGCUGUUCCGGAGGACCGCCAAAAAGGCACAGUCAUGUGACAAUCUGUAUGCAUUAUGAUUGGCUUGUGUCGUCGUUGGUCUUAAUUAAUCUGCACCUUUGAGUAACCAAUCUGAUGGUGUCAGGGGAGUCGUCACGUCCAUGCAGAGCAAGAUUUCGUGUGACAUUUCCAGGAGGGUACAAUCAGCUGCCUACGAGGCUCACGCUUCUGUCCCACAGACUCCACAGCGGUAACGUAACCUGUAGAAGCGCGGGUUCUGUGGGACAGAAGGUCAUGUAGGUACAGGACCCAACUUCCACAAAUGUCUCUGGGAAUAGAGAGGCUUUAUACUGAGAUGAACGGUUGAAUGUGUAUUCUAUUUAUGAGCAAUAGUUUGGGUUUAGUUGAUAUUUAAUGAAAAUAUAUUCCACACUCUACAGAUUGUGAGACUUGCGUUGGUAGGUUCCAUGCAAAGAAGGAACAAUGUUUAUAUGGCGUGCAAGAAGUUAGAGGUACGAGUAUCAGGUUAUCAGGUCUAUGUAGACGAUAGUUGAUGAUGUGGACAUGCCUUCUUGCUCCUAAUGCGUCUAACAGUACCAUGGACAAUGUCCGGAGUGCACAGAGCCACUGGUCAGUCGUGGGAAGAAUGUUCUGGAACCUGACCCAGCCUGUGGAGGAGUACAGACAGAGAAAACCAGCUGCUUGGUUUAACGCACCACUACAGUCAGCCUGGGAGUGAUUUCACUUACUGACAGGACGCCGGCUUCACGGUAUAUUUAUCUUCCCUGAUCCGAGCCGGGUUUCUCUUGGUACUGCUAAUGGUCAUUGAAGCAUCUGUGAGGCGCUCGAUGACGUCAUGCUAACGUUGUACACCUGUCAACAGUUCAGUGGCGGCGGUAUCUCGGAAACUGUUAAGCAGAUAAUUCCUGGAAUGCCUUUGCCAAAUAUACGUUCAUUGCAGUAACAGGACAACAAACAUGAACAAUGUGCAAGCUGGAUCCCUCUGUCUGUAGUCCGACACGCCACAGUUUACCUCCGGAAUCGUUACACCAAGCUGCCAUAGCUUCCGGCCCUGACAGGACAGGUCGUGACCAUGGCAACCAGGAAAGGCAUUCUAUUUAAUUAUUGCAAACUGUUUCAGUUUUGGAAGAAAUAUCAGUUAUACAUGAGAAUGUUAGUAUAUUGAAGUCUUAUAGUUUUGUUGAUGGUGAUUUCUGUAUGUUUGCUGGCGGACGUUGGUGGACUGAUGUACGCAAUUUAUAGUUAGGUUUAGUUUCCCUUACCUCUGAGGUGGAGCUAGUCGCGCCAGUGUGUUCCACAUCUCCACACGAGAGCACCAUGCUGGUUUGGGUUCAACAUGGCGUUAUCCCUGCAAGCAGGACGCGCCGGCUGCUGUACAUACCCUCACGUCCGCCACUGCUCAUGUGUUUACGCGCUGCACCUGCAAAACGCAUUUUGUCAGUCAAACCCCAAAUUAAACUAAUCAUUCAACCAAUGUGGUGAUGCAGCUCUCCAGCCAGGACCUGACAGAGGCCUGUCCAUGAAGCGACAUGUCCUGCAUGAUGCCUGUCUCUUCUACUGCAGUGUGUACAGCACACAGAGGCCAGCUGCGGGGGAUGUAUAUCUAGCAACAUAUGGCCAUACUGUCAUCACUGUUGAAAUAUUUACUAUAUUUUUGUCUUCCAUGAUGAUAAAUACAUCGUCAUAUUCAUACAAGGUCGAUAUGUUCCUGAUUCCAUAAGAUUUAUGUGCAGGUAUUUAUGAGAUGCUUUAUAUUUUGUGUGUGUAGGUGUUUUAUGCUUAUGGUGUGACAAAACAUGAUAUCAUGGCUGUUAACCGAUGUAACAAAACAUGUUGUCAUGGCUGUUAACCGAUGUAACAAAACAUGUUGUCAUGGCUGUUAACCGAUGUAACAAAACAUGUUGUCAUGGCUGUUAACCGAUGUAACAAAACAUGUUGUCAUGGCUGUUAACCGAUGUAACAAAACAUGAUAUCAUGGCUGUUAACCGAUGUAACAAAACAUGUUGUCAUGGCUGUUAACCGAUGUAACAAAACAUGAUAUCAUGGCUGUUAACCGAUGUAACAAAACAUGUUGUCAUGGCUGUUAACCGAUGUAACAAAACAUGUUGUCAUGGCUGUUAACCGAUGUAACAAAACAUGAUGUCAUGGC
Messenger RNA from Haliotis rubra (blacklip abalone), 3654 nucleotides. Its product is annotated as GTP-binding protein RAD-like. The record is from RefSeq and is a predicted model, not a curated record. Gene Ontology annotation, cellular component: plasma membrane. Bases 437 to 1564 code for a protein of 375 amino acids. Lineage: Eukaryota; Metazoa; Mollusca; Gastropoda; Lepetellida; Haliotidae. The transcript is spliced from 4 exons. Gene Ontology annotation, molecular function: calcium channel regulator activity; GTPase activity; GTP binding.